Molecule: messenger RNA, 3298 nt
Organism: Morus notabilis
Lineage: Eukaryota; Viridiplantae; Streptophyta; Magnoliopsida; Rosales; Moraceae
Product: protein STRUBBELIG-RECEPTOR FAMILY 3
Exons: 17
Coding region: 536-2920 (794 amino acids)
Biological process (GO): protein phosphorylation
Molecular function (GO): ATP binding; protein binding; protein kinase activity
Source: RefSeq, a predicted model, not a curated record
AAAAAAAAAAAAAAAGGGAAAAAAAUGAGAAGGCUAAUAAGUGAGAAAAAGAAUUCUCUGAGAGGAGUUUCAGAGAACCUCCCCCACCCUUCACUUCUCACUCACCUGUACUUUUUUCUUUUGCCUUUUUUCAAAAUUUUUUCCAGCUCUUUCUGAAGGUUAGGGUUUCUCAGACCUGAAAAAGCAAUUUAAAAAUGGAAAUUAUUUAUUAUAAUUCUCUGUAAUAGGUUAAUUUUGACGCAAUAUCCGCUUUACGUAUCUCGCUCCAUUACUUAAUUCGUUGAAUCUUAGCCCCUAAGUUUCACUUCUAGCUUGAAGCCUUUUUUUGUCGUCGUUGUUAUUUUUGGAGAAACUGAAAUCUUUUGCUUUUUCAGAAAGUUCUCAACGCUUUUCGCACUUGUUGUUCGCUUCUUCUACUUCGACUUUCUUCAGCAUUUGCUAAUUUCUUAAAGCUCCAUAUCUUCUCUAUUGCAAGAUGUAUUCGUGAACUGGGAAAAGGAGCUUUUAGAGAGAUUACAAAGGAGUUUUGGGAUCAAUGGGUGAGAAUAGAUCUGUGUUGAAGUGGAAGAACUUGAAGAUCUGUGAAAAGUUGUUGUUUUGGUCAGUAUUGAUCUGCUUGGUUCAAUUAUCGCUUGGAGUCACGAAUCCCGAUGACGUGGCUGCAAUUAAUAAGUUGUAUGCGGCACUGGGUUCUCCUGUUCUGCCCGGAUGGACCGCAUCCGCGGGAGAUCCUUGCGGUGAAGCAUGGCAAGGCGUUCAAUGUAACGAGACAAGCAUAUUGAGAAUAGUUCUUAAUGCUGCUAAUCUGGGAGGAGAAUUGGGCAAUGAUCUUGGAGCGUUCACUUCUAUCAGAGGAAUAGAUCUAAGCAAUAAUCACAUUGGGGGUAGCAUUCCAUCCAAUUUGCCGGUUACCUUGCAAACCUUUUUUCUUUCAGCUAACCAAUUUACUGGAAGCAUCCCUGAUUCUUUAUCGUCAUUGAAUCAGCUCACAGACAUGUCUCUUAACAACAACCUUUUAACGGGAGAACUUCCAGAUGCUUUUGAAGCACUCACUGGGUUGAUAAAUUUGGAUUUGUCCAUUAACAAUUUGAGUGGGGAACUGCCACCCUCAUUAGCAAGUUUGUCAUCUAUAACCACUCUACGUUUGCAGAACAAUCAACUCUCUGGAACCCUGGAUGUCUUGCAAGAUCUUCCCCUUAAAGAUUUGAACGUAGAAAAUAACCUUUUCUCAGGACCAAUCCCAGAGAAGCUUCUUGCCAUCCCGAAUUUCAGAAAAGAUGGAAAUCCAUUUAACUCUACAGUUGCUCCAUUACCUCCACCUCCGUCUUCGUCAACCCUUCCAUCACAGCCAACACCAUCACCACCUAUUUCUGGGGCUCCGUCUUCUGGGAAAACACCUGCAAAACAAGCUGAUGGACCCUCUGCAUCUGAGGCUUCACAUUCUGGUGGAUCGAAGAAAAGUGUUAGCAGGGUAGUUUGGAUAUCAAUUGCUGGGGUUAUAUCAUUUGUGGUUUUGGUGCUAUUACUCUUCCUUUGCAUUCCAAGGUGUACCCGACAAAGAAGAGCUGCUGAUAGAGUUUCCAAGACACAUCGAAUAGGUGCAUAUCAAGGGGACAGGGACAGUUCUCCUAGGGACAAUGGCUCCUUGGUUCAACCAAGUAAUCAAGUGCAGAAAGAUCCAAAAGAAGUAGUUGUAAGGCCCAAGGAGAAUCAGCAAACAGACGCCAGAAGAAUGGGAGCAAUUCCGAAGCACCAUAAUGAACAAGAGACAAAUGUGCAAAGAAUAGGCACAGCACCAAAGCGGGAGGAUCACAAGAUAGAUUUUGGCGUACUUGAUGAAUACUUGAUGCCUCCUCUUCCUCCUCCGCCUCCCCCUCCCCCACCUCCUCCCCCUCCACCUCUUCCUGAGAAGGUCAUCGUGGAGCCCAUGGUACCGUUUGAAAUGCCUGCAGCGAAGCCUUCCAUGAAAGCUCGUAAUCCUGCCACUUCUGCGAAGUUUUACAGUAUUGCAUCCCUUCAGCAAUAUACAGACAGCUUUUCUCAGGAUAAUCUUAUUGGAUCGGGCAUGUUGGGAAGUGUCUAUAGGGCGCAGCUACCUGAUGGAAAGCUACUUGCAAUCAAGAAACUGGACAAGAGGGCUUCUAGUCAGCAAAAGGAUGAUGAGUUUAUUGACCUGGUGAACAAUAUUGAUAGAAUCAGGCAUGCCAACUUAGUUGAGCUCAUGGGUUACUGUGCAGAGCAUGGUCAAAGGCUACUUGUCUAUGAAUAUUGCAGUAAUGGUUCCCUGCAAGAUGCUCUGCACUCGGAUGAUGAAUUUAAAAGAAGGCUUUCAUGGAAUUCUCGCAUUAGAAUGGCACUUGGAGCUGCAAGAGCCUUGGAGUAUUUGCAUGAGAUUUGCGAGCCACCAGUUGUACACAGGAACUUCAAGUCUGCCAAUCUUCUCCUUGAUGAUGACCUUUCUGUGCGUGUAUCAGAUUGUGGUUUAGCUCCCUUAAUAUCAUCGGGAUCUGUGAGCCAGCUGUCAGGACAUUUGCUAUCAGCUUAUGGUUACGGAGCUCCAGAGUUUGAGUCAGGAAUUUACACUUCCCAGAGCGAUGUUUACAGUUUCGGAGUGGUUGUGCUAGAGCUUUUGACAGGACGCCAGUCUUAUGACAGGAACCGGAGUCGUGGAGAGCAAUUUUUGGUCCGAUGGGCGAUUCCCCAGCUUCACGACAUUGAUGCAUUGUCAAGGAUGGUAGAUCCUUCUUUGGUCGGACAGUACCCUGCAAAAUCCUUGUCGCACUUUGCCGACAUUAUAUCUCGUUGCGUUCAAUCUCAGCCAGAAUUCAGACCACAAAUGUCUGAAGUUGUCCAGGACAUAUUAGACAUGAUUCGGAGAGAGCCUCAUGGCAGCGGUGCCAGCGGAUCAAAUGAAGACUAGAUUGGCAAGAGUGAUAAAACUGGUGACUAGCUUAUUAUGAACGAUGAAGAUUCAGAAGCUGAAACUGAUGGAACCAAAAAAGGGUCCAUCACAUUACAGAUAUGAAGAUUUAUCAGACAAAUUCCCUAUACUAACGCAGAUCAGAUUUGACCACUCCAAGCUCUUUCUCGCGCAGGGGAAUCAUUUUCUGGUCAUCACAAGGAGCCCUAUGGUCGGUUGCGAGAAAUUCAGAAUUUUGUUGCCAAUUGUUUUGUAAUCAUUCUAUUCUUCAUUAACUAUGCAAAGCUUGUUUAUAACAUAAGAGCUAACCCAAUCGUUUGGUGGUUAUUGUUUGUUACUACUAAUUCUUGAUAAUGGAAAUUUUUUUCCCCGUGUGUA